UUCCGGCAGAACCCCGUCUGGUGUUGCUGCGGUCCACGCCUUUAGCUCCGCCCCCAAGAAGCUAUCCCCUCUGGAGCAUUCGUGACUCGUUGGUCUGAUUCCAGAGACCAAGUCUGCUGGAGCUGUGUUGUUGUUGUACCGUUGCAGAUAUGGCUGAUGAUGGUGUAGAUGAGCGAUCCCCUUUACUGUCAGCACCUAACUCUGGGAAUGUCACACCAACAGCACCCCUGUAUUUACAAGACAACAGCCCGAGAGCAGAACUGCCUCCUCCCUACACAGCUAUUGCCAGUCCUGAAGCUGGUGGGGUGCCAGUAAUAAACUGCCGGGUGUGCCAAUCCCUGAUCAAUCUGGAUGGCAAGCUUCAUCAGCAUGUGGUUAAAUGCACUGUUUGCAACGAGGCUACGCCAAUCAAAAAUCCUCCCACUGGAAAGAAGUAUGUGAGGUGUCCAUGUAACUGUCUUUUAAUCUGUAAAGAUACAUCCAGACGGAUAGGAUGCCCAAGGCCCCACUGCAGACGAAUAAUAAACCUGAGCCCGGUGAUGGUGAUUCCAGAGGAGCAGCCUGCACAGCCUGCCCUGCCAGUCCAGCCUGAAGGGACUCGAGUCGUGUGCGGUCACUGCAGCAAUACAUUCCUGUGGAUGGAACUCCGAUUCAACACGUUGGCAAAAUGCCCCCAUUGCAAAAAAAUCUCUUCUGUAGGCAGUGCACUCCCACGGAGGCGUUGCUGUGCGUACAUCACCAUUGGCAUGAUAUGCAUCUUCAUUGGAGUUGGAUUAACUGUUGGAACUCAAGGCUUUGCUAGACGUUACCAUGCAACAUACGUGUCCUGGGCUUUUGCUUACCUCUUGGGUUUGAUCUGUCUGGUCCGAGCCUGUUACUGGGGAGCCAUAAAAGUCAGCUAUCCUGAGCACAGCUUUGCAUAGACCUGUCUUUUAUCAAUUCAUGCUUUUUUUAAUUUAUUUUUUUGGAAUUCAGAGGUUUUGUCAAGGUUGGAUGCUAGACGAUGGACUUACAUGUUCUUUCCUUUUAAGUAUUAAGUUACCAACUAGACCAUAAGAGAUAGUCUUUUAAGAACAAUUGCCCAUUGCACUAAAUUUGUAUGCAAUUCCUCAUUUUUGUUGCUGCUAGAUUGCCCAGCUACUAAGACUUAAAGCUGAGUUAAAAAAAAAAAAAACUGCUUUUGUAAUAUGUUCUAUUAGAAUAAACUACAGUAUACAAACUUUUAGCAUUGUAUUUUUUUAAUGAUUCUUUGUAAAAUCCAUUAGUGCCAUUAUUGACAGAAUUACAAGUCUCCAUUGUAAAGGAACAGCCUUUCUGAAACUUUCUCAUGUUUCUACUUGUUUCUUAAUAUUAAUUAACUUAAUGCUCUACUGCUUUCAUUGAACUAGAAGCAGUAAACCUUAUUUUCUUUUCCCAUUUUCAAACUGCUUUGUGCAUUCACAUACUCCACAUUUUCAUGCAAGUUGAGUUUUGCUGAUGACAUUGGAAAUCACUCCUGUGCAUGAUCUUCUGCACCAGUGCUGAAUUUCAAAAUGUCGCUCUUGCUUUGAGUCACCUGUAAUGUAUGUGUAAAUACCUAUUGCUUCCAGCUUGCUGUUGGAUCUUGGAUUUGUGAAAUUUCAGUAGCAUUACAAUAGUUCAGCAUUCUGUUGACAAUAUGGGCACAAUAAAUAAUUGUUCUGAAUGUCAUCUAAAAAAAAAUAUUUGUACAAUAUUAAUUAAAUACACGUAGAGCAGUAGUUCAAGUUGGACUAUGCCUUGUGUCUUUUUGAAAAGGAUCAUAAUUUAUCAAUAAAAAUAUAAAAACA
Acipenser ruthenus (sterlet) is the source of this 1808-nucleotide messenger RNA. Its product is annotated as type 2 phosphatidylinositol 4,5-bisphosphate 4-phosphatase. The transcript has 7 exons. NCBI's taxonomy places the organism in Eukaryota, Metazoa, Chordata, Actinopteri, Acipenseriformes, Acipenseridae. The record is from RefSeq and is a predicted model, not a curated record. Gene Ontology annotation, biological process: phosphatidylinositol dephosphorylation. The coding region runs from base 150 to 923 and encodes 257 amino acids. Gene Ontology annotation, cellular component: late endosome membrane; lysosomal membrane; plasma membrane. Gene Ontology annotation, molecular function: phosphatidylinositol-4,5-bisphosphate 4-phosphatase activity.